Piliocolobus tephrosceles (Ugandan red Colobus) is the source of this 2660-nucleotide messenger RNA. RefSeq names its product voltage dependent anion channel 1 (gene VDAC1). The record is from RefSeq and is a predicted model, not a curated record. The transcript is spliced from 9 exons. NCBI's taxonomy places the organism in Eukaryota, Metazoa, Chordata, Mammalia, Primates, Cercopithecidae. Gene Ontology annotation, cellular component: mitochondrial outer membrane. Gene Ontology annotation, biological process: monoatomic anion transmembrane transport. Gene Ontology annotation, molecular function: voltage-gated monoatomic anion channel activity. The coding region runs from base 955 to 1806 and encodes 283 amino acids.
CGGCGUGAUUUCCUCGCGCCGAGAGACCCAGCAGGAGCCUCGCAAAACCCAAUUCACGUUUUAUUUUAUUAUUUUGCCUCUCAAAUACAUGGAAAUUGGCUGUUAGUAGCUUUGCUACAGGAGAAAAUCGCUAAUCUGCGUUGCAAAAUCGGCACACAGGGGUUUUCUCCGCGAUUGUCUAGACGCCAUGCGGGCGGGUUGGAGGCGCCAGACACAUUGUAUCCGCUCUGGAGCAACAGUCGCCGCCGCUACUCAGUAUCUGCGCCCUCCCAGCGCCCAGUGUCCGCGCUGGGCCUGAGACUGACCUCGGGGGAUGGGGCCCACCCGGGCUUUGAUGGGGGGCCGGGGGGUCACUUCGUCCACCCAGGCAAGGCUCGAGUCCAGCGCCGGCCACAUCAACUCCCGGGAAAUCUAGCAGCGCGGGGGCCGACCAGGAGGCCCAGAAGCCCCGCGCGUCUUCCAUUAGCGCAGGGACCUCGGGGCCACCGCUCAGAGAAUCGGAAGGCCUCCUCCCCCUUCCCGAGCGCUGCCACUGGGGCCGAGGUUUCCAGCAAGAACCCGCGUGUCCCUGCGCACGCACACACGGUGCACACGUCAGUCCGGCGCCUCCCCGUGCCCGGGCUCACGCAGGUCCUCCCGCGCGCCCGCAACGCGCUCGCAGGCUCCCGUGUCUGCUGCCGGGGCUGCGGGGCCCGGAAGGGUAAGAACGCGACUCGCGAGCAGGAUGGGGACCCCGGCCCGGCCGGGACGCUGUCCCGGGCGGGGCCUGGGGGCGGAGCGCGCCGGGCCCGGCGCGCGGGAGGGGAGGCGGGUCCGCGCCGCCGCCGUCCGCGCUGCCCCGCCCUUGGCCCCGCCGCUGGCUCGGCUCCGCUCCCUGGCUCCGCUCCCUGCCUCCGCGCCGCAGCCCCCGCUGUAGCCGCCUCCGAGCCCGCCGCCACCGCCUCUGAGCAGAAGAUGGCUGUGCCACCCACGUAUGCCGAUCUUGGCAAAUCUGCCAGGGAUGUCUUCACCAAGGGCUAUGGAUUUGGCUUAAUAAAGCUUGAUUUGAAAACAAAAUCUGAGAAUGGAUUGGAAUUUACAAGCUCAGGCUCAGCCAACACUGAGACCACCAAAGUGACGGGCAGUCUGGAAACCAAGUACAGAUGGACUGAGUACGGCCUGACGUUUACAGAGAAAUGGAACACCGACAAUACACUAGGCACCGAGAUUACUGUGGAAGAUCAGCUUGCACGUGGCCUGAAGCUGACCUUCGAUUCAUCCUUCUCACCUAACACUGGGAAAAAAAAUGCUAAAAUCAAGACAGGGUACAAGCGGGAGCACAUUAACCUGGGCUGCGACAUGGAUUUUGACAUUGCUGGACCUUCCAUCCGGGGUGCUCUAGUGCUGGGUUACGAGGGCUGGCUGGCCGGUUACCAGAUGAAUUUUGAGACUGCAAAAUCCCGAGUGACCCAGAGCAACUUUGCAGUUGGCUACAAGACUGAUGAAUUCCAGCUUCACACUAAUGUGAAUGACGGGACAGAGUUUGGCGGCUCCAUUUACCAGAAAGUGAACAAGAAGUUGGAGACCGCUGUCAAUCUCGCCUGGACAGCAGGAAACAGUAACACGCGCUUCGGAAUAGCAGCCAAGUAUCAGAUUGACCCUGACGCCUGCUUCUCGGCUAAAGUGAACAACUCCAGCCUGAUAGGUUUAGGAUACACUCAGACUCUAAAGCCAGGUAUCAAACUGACACUGUCAGCUCUUCUGGAUGGCAAGAACGUCAAUGCUGGUGGCCACAAGCUUGGUCUAGGACUGGAAUUUCAAGCAUAAAUGAAUACUGUACAAUUGUUUAAUUUUAAACUAUUUUGCAGCAUAGCUACCUUCAGAAUUUAGUGUAUCUUAAUGUUGUAUAUCUGGGAUGCAAGUAUUGCUAAAUAUGUUAGCUCUCCAGGUUAAAGAUGAUUCAGCUUUAAGAUGUUACCCUUCCAGAGGUACAGAAGAAACGCAUUUCCAAAAAAGGUUCUUUCAGUGGUAGACUCGGGGGGAGCUUGGUGGCCCCUUUGAGAUGCCAGGUUUCUUUUUUAUCUAGAAAUGGCUGCAAGUGGAAGCUGAUAGUAUGUAGGCACUUUGUAAAUUCAUAUUGAGUAAAUGAAUGAAAUUGUGAUUUCCUGAGAAUCGAACCUUGGUUUCCUGACCCUAAUUGAUGAGAGGCUUGCUGCUUGAUGGUGUGUACAAACUCACCGGAAUGGGACUUUUUUGGACAGAUCUUCAUGACCUGUUCCCACCCCAGUUCAUCAUCACCUCUUUUACACCAAAAGGUCUGCAGGGUGUGGUCACUGUUUCUUUUGUGCCAUUUUGGGGUGGAGAAGGUGGAUGUGAUGAAGCCAAUAAUUCAGGACUUAUUCCUUCUUGUGUUGUGUUUUUUUUGCCCUUGCACCAGAGUAUGAAAUAGCUUCCAGGAGCUCCAGCUAUAAGCUUGGAAGUGUCUGUGUGAUCGUAAUCACAUGGUGACAACACUCAGAAUCUAAAUUGGACUUCUGUUGUAUUCUCACCACUCAAUUUGUUUUUUAGCAGUUUAAUGGGUACAUUUUAGAGUCUUCCAUUUUGUGUGGAAUUAGAUCUUCCCCUUCAAAUGCUGUAAUUAACAUCACUUAAAAAAACUUGAAUAAAAUAUUGAAACCUCA